AUGGAGGCAGACGGACAGAUCGAGGCUGCAUCUGCAGUGAUGCUGAUGUUGCACCCGUCUGUCGUGGUGAAGCGGGAGCUGAGUGUGAAAGAGAAGCUUUCAAUUUAUUGGUCAAUCUACAUCCCUAUCCUCACAUAUGGUCACGAGCUUUGGGUAGUGACCGAGAGAUCGGGAUUGCGAAUGCAAGAAACAGAAAUGAGCUUCCUCCACAGGGUGGCUUGCCUCUACCUUAGAGAUAGGCUGAGGAGUGCAGCCAUUCAGAGUGGACAUGGCUCCAGUUCAGAGCUACAAGAUGGUGAUCAACAAAUAACCAAUGAGACCAUUAUCAGAGGUGAAAAUGCCUCCAGUGUAGAGACUCAGACUGACCAAGAGCUUCCAAAUAAAACCACUACCACAGAAGAGGAAGAGAAGAACCUCUGUAAUUUUCAAGCUAUUGCAGACCACCUGGAACUGCAAAAAGACAGUAUUAAAUACACCCUGAGCCGGCCUGUUAAAUACAACAAUAGAAGCACAGAAGUAUUCAUUUUCUUGAAUCUCUAUGCCAUUCUAGAUAUGAGAGAAAUCGACCAGACCUUCGUUUCUUACAUUUGGGUUAGUUUGAUGUGGAACAAUGAGCUCAUUUCCUGGAAUCCAGAUGAAUUCUGUGGAAUUAAAAAUAUAUCAAUUCCUAUUCAAUAUAUGUGGAUGCCAGAUAUAGUUAUUGAAGAGAUGACAGAGAAAGACAAAGCUGCACCAAGUCCUUACCUCUUCAUUCAUUCAGAAGGCGGGGUUUAUUAUAAGAAUGACCAGGUGGUGGUAAGCACCUGCAAGAUGCACGUUUACAAAUUCCCUUUCGACAUCCAGAGCUGCAACCUCUCCUUCAAGUCUGUCCUACAUGAUGAUUCAAGUAUAUUCUUAAGGCCCAAAGAAAAAAGUUUAAUGACACUGUGGUUUGAUAGCGAGAUGCAUACGCAGUACGAGUGGGUGUACAUCAACAUGACAAUCACAAUUGAUACUGCCUGUCAAUUUGGCUCCAACAAAACUAGAGUCAUUUACACUAUUUACAUGAAGAGGAGGUCUGUCCACUACCUUGCCAAUUUCAUUCUUCCAAUACUAUUUUUCUUGGUUCUGGAUUUGGCCUCCUUCCUGAUCUCAGACAGUGGGGGUGAGAAACUCAGCUUCAAGGUCACUGUCCUGCUCGCUGUCACAGUGAUGCAGCUUGUUCUCAAUGAUAUUCUGCCCAGCUCUUCAGACAGUAUUCCACUAAUAGUUGUCUACUGCAUUGGGAUUUUUGCUCUGAUGCUGCUCAGCGUCCUGGAGACGAUUUUGAUGAUGCAUCUGAUUGAGAAAGACUCUGCAGCCCAAGAUGAUGAGACAGAUGGAGAACGGAGCUUGGCUGAGAACUCUAGAGACAGACCCAACUUCCACAGCUGUUUUAGAGAGAUGAAGAGAUGUAAUCACUGUGCCUCUUCCUGUGAAGUAUCUGCUGAUGAAGAAACAUCUGUGUGUAUGUCAUCUGUGACCCAAAAGGAUAGCAGCAGUAAACUGACCGAAGUGUCCUCUGCUCUGGAGAAAGUUUCAGAUGAGUUGUGGGAGACUCGGAAAACAGUGACUCUGCUCAGCAGCAGCAGCAGGAAGCCCGGCUACUGGACCAGAAUGGUUAAAAAAAUCAACAAGAUUUUUGCCAUUUUUUAUUUGACAGUAGUCACUGUGUUUUUAACAAUCAUGGCUUCAUUGUGGGCCUUUGCUGAAGACGAUUAG
Molecule: messenger RNA, 1740 nt
Organism: Archocentrus centrarchus (flier cichlid)
Lineage: Eukaryota; Metazoa; Chordata; Actinopteri; Cichliformes; Cichlidae
Product: 5-hydroxytryptamine receptor 3A-like
Exons: 12
Coding region: 1-1740 (579 amino acids)
Biological process (GO): monoatomic ion transmembrane transport
Cellular component (GO): membrane
Molecular function (GO): transmembrane signaling receptor activity; extracellular ligand-gated monoatomic ion channel activity
Source: RefSeq, a predicted model, not a curated record